Xiphophorus maculatus (southern platyfish) is the source of this 2439-nucleotide messenger RNA. RefSeq names its product tudor and KH domain containing (gene tdrkh). Lineage: Eukaryota; Metazoa; Chordata; Actinopteri; Cyprinodontiformes; Poeciliidae. Gene Ontology annotation, molecular function: RNA binding. The transcript has 15 exons. The record is from RefSeq and is a predicted model, not a curated record. Bases 189 to 1925 code for a protein of 578 amino acids. Gene Ontology annotation, biological process: spermatogenesis.
UGCUCAGUCACUCCUACUGGAGUGAUUUUGUUUGAAGGUUGAAAGAAAGUUCAGUUUCCGGUUUACUGCGAGCUCUCUGGGUAACUUGAUGACUGUAACAGCCGGUGUUGAUACAACCAGGAGAUAGGCUGCUGCAGACGUCUAAACGCUGGAGUUGCAGACACUCUUUUUGUCCGAAUUCUUCUGAGAUGAACGUUGGCGUGUCCAAGUCCCGCGUGUUUGUCAGCUACAGCUCCCAAGUCCUCCUCUCCAAGUGUAGCAUCCCGCUGAGUGUGCGCUACGUCAUGGAUGCUGUGAAGGACGGACCCAGAGGGAAAAUGGUAGCUCUGGCUGCAGGCCUGUCUGUUGGAGCUACGAUAGGCUACAUUGUUUAUCGCCACAUCAGCAACGCCAGCAGCGGUCAGGAGCCUGACGCUGAGGAGUUCAAAAUGAUUCUUCCUAUUGAAGUGUAUAGAAACAUCUCCAGAGGCCAUGCUACAUUUCUGGAUGUGGUGACCCAGAAGUCUGGAGCUCAUGUGAGAGUUGCAUCAUACUUAGAGGAAACUGGCCAGAAGGCCGCUGUGUGUGUCCAGAUGCAGGGCUCAAAGGAGCAGGUCCUGUUGGCCCGCUGUGUCCUGGAGAACCUGGCUACAGACUGUGAGCCAACAGUGGAGGUUUUAGAGGUUCCUCAGAACGCCUUUGGACGUGUUAUAGGACGUGGUGGUGAGUGUUUGAAACUAAUCACAAGAAGCACAGGAGCUAGAAUAGUUUGUUCCAGAAAGAAAAAGCACAGCCCUGGAGAAAAGGGGAGUGUGACCAUCACCGGGAGUAAACAGGAGGUCAAGCAGGCCAAGGAGAUGAUUCUAGAAAGAGUUGGAGCGGAUGCAGUGGUGAGGUCAAAGAUCUCGCAGUCAUCUGCCCUUCGCCAGAAACGUGGACAUAAAGUCGUGAAUCCAGAUCCCUGCUGCAUGGAACCCAAAUGCCUCGUUGGUCUGAACAACAACGGCCCUGUCUCCUACACGGAGAAGAAUGGACUUGAUCAGUCCAAAGAAGCCACGACUGAAUGUCUACUUCUUGAGAUGAAGGGGCUGAAAGGCACAGAUGAGCAGGAAGAGGAGAGCAGCGUGUCCACAGAUACACUCUCUGAAGUGUCCAAGUUUGAAAUUCCCAGUCCAGACCUGAGCUUCCAGCCUGAUGAACACUUAGAGGUUUAUGUGUCUGCAUCGGAAAACCCAAACCACUUCUGGAUCCAGAUUCUGGGCGUUCGCUCCCUCCAGCUGGACAAGCUGACAGAGGAGAUGAACAACUUCUACACAAAUGAAAACCCCACAGAGCAGCGGAUGGAUAGCAUUUUGGUUGGAGACAUUGUGGCUGCUCCGUAUCGAGACUACAACACAUGGAACAGGGCCAGGGUGCUGGGGUUUCUGGGAUCUGGACUGGUGGAUCUUUACUAUGUAGACUUCGGGGACAACGGGGAGCUUUCCAGGGACAGUUUGCGCCCCCUCAGGAGCGACUUCCUCAGCUUACCAUUCCAAGCUAUUGAGUGCAGCUUAGCAGGAGUGAGGCCAAAAGGAGAGUUUUGGACUGAAGCAGCUCUGGACAUAUUUGAACAGUUGACAUAUUGUGCUAACUGGAGACCCCUACAGGCCAAACUCUGCAGUUACUCCCACUCCGAACUCUCGUCCUGGCCCAGUGUUAAGCUCUAUGACAACAGCAAAGGAAAGGCUGUGGAUAUCGGUGAGGAGCUCAUACGGCUGGGCCAUGCUGUCAGCUUCCAGGAAACAUUUAAUGAGAAGGUAGAAGGAGACAAUCUAGGCUGUUUGCAAAGGAUGUUGGAUGAUGUAAUAGGAGCAACUUCAGAGCUCAGUCUGUCAUGUAUCAGUUUGUCAGAAGCUGCUUCAGUCUCAGGAAGUGUGGAUGACGGUGUAGAAGAUGAGCUCCUCUGAGGCCAAACAGAUACAUAAAGGUUGUAUAACAGGAGGAGCAAGAAUGUUUGUCCCGUGUAUAACCCCAAUGUGGAGCCUUCCCUACAAGUGCAACACCGUUUGUCCAGCCAUUUUCUUGUUUUGCUUAAGGGUUUUUGUACCCUGUGCUGCUGUGCUUGAAAAAGUUUGGGAAAUUUGUGUUUGAUUCCUCAGACGCACUGUUAUGAGACUUAGUUUACUUGAAGGAAAAGGGUUGAGGCAUUUUCUUUUGUAUAUAUUGUUUAUUAUAUAUGUUAGAUAUAUUGAAGUUCAUCUAAUAUUUUUGAAAAGAAGUCAGGCAGUAUUGUUGAAUGAACAGAAUCAGUUCACUUUAAAAAAAAGGUUACAUGAAGUGGUCCAUUAGCCAUGAAACAUUGUUCUUCAGAGAAAUAUUAUAUUGACCUAUAUUACAAAUAUUGACCUUAUUUUAUUUGACAGAGAUUGUAUCUUUAUUUUCAUUUCACAUUUCUAAAGUAAACUGAAUAAUAACCACAAU